Messenger RNA from Cladocopium goreaui, 2409 nucleotides. NCBI's taxonomy places the organism in Eukaryota, Dinophyceae, Suessiales, Symbiodiniaceae. The record is from the annotation of a GenBank genome assembly.
AUGGGCAUUUGUCCAUCGCGGCAUGUGGCAUGCAAGAGGCGUGUAGAGGAGGACGGAAGUACCACUGGCAACGUCCAGCUGGUGAUCCACAACUUGGCUGGAGAGCAGCUGUCGUUGACGCGUCCCUCAGCCUGCCAGCUGCACGAGAUCUUGGAGGCAAUCCACAAAGAAUGGAAGAUACCCAUUCUCGCGCAGCGUUUGGUGCUGAAAGAUGAAGUGGUGUCUCAAUCCUCGGGUGCCAUCGGCCGAAUCCUGGGACUGCCCAGCGGUGGUGAGGUCGAACAGCCCAAGAGGAUCCAAGAGGUAGGCAAUCAACUCUCAUUUGAAGUGCAAGAGUCUCUAGACCUCAGGCUCUUCGAUGCAGUUGCAGCUAGCGACUACGCCGAGAUCGCCGCAGCCCUGAUUGAUGGGGCUGGACCUGGAGUACCAGACCAGGACUCCAAGGCACCUUCGGCCUUCCUGACGGCUUUGGCCCUGAAGGAUCGCGAAGCGGAGCAGAUGCUGUGGGACGCAGGUGUCAGAACAGAUCAGACUGACAAGAGCAAGACCUACCGGAGCUUGCGGCAAGCCUUGGCAACCCGUAGCCUGCCACAAGCCGUGAAGUGUUUGGCCCAUGGGGCUGAUGUCAACACCUGGUUGAGACGAGGCGAAGGUGUCAUGGACACCUCUGGCGCCCCGGCGGCUGAGCUGCUGCGAACGAUCCAUGAGGAACUGCGGAAGGUGGAAGAUGCAGUAGGCAUCACCAAUGCUAUCUUCGUCUCCCUGCAUGGAGGGAAAGGCUUUGAUUCUGCUUCUGACACGGACACGGCCAUGCUGUAUUCCGCGAAGGGUGACUGUUCGGUGGAACUGAUGAAGACCGGAAUGUUGAAGGAUGUGAACAAACGUUGCGUUGAGUUAGACCAAGAGUUGGCAAAGAGGAUCUCUGAUGGCGAGAUUCAAGGCUUGAUCUGCAUUUCCUGUGAUGUGGACCUCCAUGCCUCCACCCUGCGUGCCGCUGCGGCGACGAAGAUUCCCGUCACAGGUAGUGGAGGCACCAGCCUCUCCGCCGCGUCUUCGAGGUUUGGGAUUCAGCUGGUGGGCAAUGCCGGUGGAUCGGUGGCCACCACUUCAUACACCCGGGCCGUUUCGUAUACCUAUGCUUUGGCAACUGCUUGGAUGAAGAAGUACCAUGCCCUGAGUUCAACUGGCCAGAAGCCUCAAGUGACCAGUGUCCUUUGUGCUUGUCUCCCAGCUUUUUGGGCAGUUGCCCUGACCUGUCGAGUCUUGAAGCUGCUAAUGCGGUCAAAUCUCAAUUGGUGGCCGGAGAGUUGCUUAUUUUUGCUGCAAACACACGCAUUGCCUACGGUGUGCAGCGUGAUUACAGCGACCUCUCUAGCCCCACAGCAUGGCUCAACGGUGUCGAUGUCCUCAGCCAUCGCCUCCAUUGUGUGCGAGAAAUCCAUCCUUGGAGGGCUUUUGGCCGGGUACCUGGUGGCAUUUUCUGCUACCUACGUGUUGCAUCGAUGCAUCCUUUUGAACAUCCCUGCCACCAUGACCAACAUGAUUUUGGCCGGGGGAAUGGGAAGCGCCGUGGCACUUCUGAUUGCUCCAAGCAUCUCGUACUUGCAGCUGAUCACUGGCUACAUACGUCAAGCUAUCCACCUGUGCAUGAGUGGAACGAUCCAGGGAGUUGGAGGUGUCAUUGGUGCACUGUUCUGUUGGGGCAGCAAAUAUGGCUACUACCAUUCCAUUUGCUUACCUUUGAUCUUGGUAGAGAUGGAACUGGGCGAAGCUGCUCUUUGUGGAUCCAUUGAUGAAGCGACCUUGGUGUGCGUUUCUGCUGGCAUUUGUUUGGCCAAUUUGAUCGUGACGCCCAGCUUUGAGGACCAGGGGAAGGAAGAAACCCUUCAGUUGAGUCGCAGAGGUCUCUGCAUCAACCUUUUGUUUGGCGACUUCAUUGAGGUUGCCUAUCCAUUUAUGGAGAAGAGUUUGCUUGUGAACCUGGCUGGUUAUGUGGCCAGUGGCCUUUCAGUUGAGCUGCUGACCGGAAAUUCGGAAGACGUCUUGAGCAGUGCUUACUUGCCCUUGCCCGCGGCAAUCCUCUUGGCGCGGGAUCCGCUGAGAAUUUCCCGGGCGUAUUUUGCAGCUUUCUCGGUGAGCUUCGCAGGAGCGUUGCUCAACAACUUUCUUUCGACGACGGCCAGUGGCACUCCCCUGCACGCCCUCUGUGCGCAGCACUUGCAGCCGGGGGCCGCCUCAGUGGUGCGGCUGCUGUGUCGCAUGCGGGCUGAUGUCAACGCAGGCGACAGUGAGGGAGACUCGCCAUUGGCCCAUGCGCGAUACUUCGGAACAAAGGAGAUCGAACAAGUGCUACGGCAGUAUGGCGGGAAGCUGCGCGGACCGUACUAUCAGUUCAGCUUCCGCCGGUGA